AUGGCGAUUGUUGCAACCUCUUCAGAAACACAACUGUACAAAAAUGCUCAAGGCGAACUUAGCGAAAAUCUAAUUUGCUCAUCUACCGCAGGCCUGGAUUUUAACAAUUGCAAUAGGACAAACUACUUCAGGGUCCUGUGGAAUGUCGCCAUUGAACCGAAUCCGGAAAUAGAAUUAGAGCCUUAUACCACAACACACGGUCACUUUCCACCACUAGCCCAGGACGUCGAAGAUAUCCCAAAUCUCAAACCCACUUUCCGGGAUCCGCUUCGACAUCUUAAUCUUGAUCUGAUCGAGAGCAAAGAGCAAAGGCUGUCUGAGUCAACUCCGAUUUCUGAAAACACGACGUCCCCCAAGAGGGAAAGGCGACAAAGUACUUUUUAUUUCGCGAGAGGAGGUCGAAACCCAAAAGGAUUCCUACGCACCCCACCGAACAAGUAUCUUCCUGUACCUCCAUUGGUCCGCAGCGCGUAUUACUACUCAUUUGGAAGAUGUCCUGUAUGCGCAGGGAACAUUCCUCUGAUAAACCCUCACGGAAAAGAAAGCGCGGGUUCAGGACACGGUGCCAAGAAGGGUGAUCGUCGGCCUGUCAGGUGUGUGAAGAAUUGGACACGUAAUGGUCCACUAGAUCACCUGGAGGGAAAAACGCAAGUCCAUACUGACAACGACACACGGCGGUCUAGUUUAACUCAUCUGAGGAGUUAUGUAUUUGAUCUCUUGAGUGUCAUGCUAGAACUCCGUUCUGAGCAGGACUCUCUCAUGGAUGAUGUUAGGGCAAUACAGGAGGACCAGCAGUUAAAAUCUCCAUCCCCUUCCUAUCAAGUUGAUCUUUUCGAAGACGAUGGAAGCCUCGCAACGUUUGCCUCGGCUGGGCAGCUUAACACAAUCACUAAAAAGAACAGUGCAAUUAACCUCCCCACAAAGAGGCACUUACGUCUCGAUUCGCAGCGGUUUACUCCUCGGUACCAAUUGAAAACUCGCGUUGAUGAUUUAAAAACCUUUUUUCCUGGGAGAAUGAUACUGGAAGCGAAAUUGAAGGACUAUGACUGCCACCUACCUCUUAUUUCUACCAACACAGAAAUAAUGCGCGAAUUGUACAAAGUAACUAUAAUUCAAGAUCACGUCUUGAGCAGACUUUACCACCAGCGAAAUUUCAGAAACCUCCCACCUGACCUUCAGUAUCUCCGGAAGUAUAUUGGCCUGGAUAUAAUGGAAGCAGUUGCUUUCAAGGUGAAGGACGCAGAAAUGGAUCGCGAUCAUCAGUUUUUCAUUAGAACCGGAGACUACUCGAAGUCUAUUUUGGCUGAGAUCGCUAAUCAUUUCUACGAGGCUGACUUUAUCUGCCUCGGGGUCUUUACCAGCUGGUUCAAAUCAGCAAAGGCGGAUAAGUCACUGCUUCAGCUGAAGACGCCCAAGGAGAUGUCGCGAUUAUGUCAGUUGCUAGGAGAAGAGCUCUUUCGCUCAAAUUAUAGUCUUGGCGGGACGGCCAGAAUGGAGCUUUUAAUCGUUCUCGCGACUGCAAUCAACGAACCGAAAAUGCGGCAUCAGAUGUGGGUUCAUGCUCGACAGUGGCUUGAACCCCUCAUUGGAGGUCUAUUUUCACGAUCCAAGAGCGUUCGAGAGGAGUCCUGUUACACGUUGGCCUACAUUUUCAGCAUAAAUACUUUGGUUGAUGACAUCCGACACCUGAUGUCUUAUGAUAUACCCUAUGAUGUAACGUGGAACGUUCUUAAGGCAAUCGAUCGAUUUCCUGAAACAUUUAUGACUUACUUUGUGCUUCUCGGCUACAUGAUUGAAGGUUGUCCCUCAAUAAGUAUACUCAACUGUCUGAUGGAACGGGGCCCAUUAUGCCGCAACAAAAACAUGCAAAAGCGUUGGCCACUUUUUAUUUAUUAUGCUAUCAAACAUUGGGAUGCUGUGUACCUCUGCGUGGACGUUAUUUACCCAACCAUCCUUAUGGAGAAAAUGACCAACACGGCUAUGAAACCGUUGACAAGGAAGCCCGCAAAGUUAGCACUGGUGGCCCUGGCCAAAAAAUUCGACAAACCAGUGGGAGCUGUGACCCACUUCAACUCCAACUGGCUGCAGUCUGAAGGAUCGUUGGCAGACUAG
Mesocestoides corti is the source of this 2112-nucleotide messenger RNA. NCBI's taxonomy places the organism in Eukaryota, Metazoa, Platyhelminthes, Cestoda, Cyclophyllidea, Mesocestoididae. The record is from the annotation of a GenBank genome assembly.